This is a messenger RNA of Oryza sativa Japonica Group (Japanese rice), 1399 nucleotides long. RefSeq names its product thiol protease SEN102. The record is from RefSeq and is a predicted model, not a curated record. Gene Ontology annotation, molecular function: cysteine-type endopeptidase activity. Gene Ontology annotation, cellular component: lysosome. NCBI's taxonomy places the organism in Eukaryota, Viridiplantae, Streptophyta, Magnoliopsida, Poales, Poaceae.
AGAUCCUAGCAACAUAGGAGUAUAUACUACUACAUACAACAAACACUCAGAUAGAUAUGAAGAAGACGACAUUAUCACUAGUCGUAGGGUUGUGGGCUGUGCUGCUGGUGGCGACGGCGGCGGCGCAGGACGUCGACCUGACGGUGACGGACAAGGACCUAGAGACGGAGGAGAGCAUGUGGAAUCUCUACAAGUGGUGGUGCAGCGUGUACUACGCGUCGUCGUCGUCGAGGGACCUCGCCGACGUCGAGAGCAGGUUCGAGGCGUUCAAAGCGAACGCCAGGCACGUCAACGAGUUCAACAAAAAAGAGGGCAUGACCUACAGGCUCGGCCUCAACCAGUUCUCCGACAUGACCUUCGAGGAGUUCGCCGGUAAGUUCACCGGCGGCAGGACCGGAUCCAUCGCCGGCGAUCUCAGAGAUGGCGCCGUGACUUACUGCAAGCCGCCGGCGGUGGGCUACGUGCCCCCUUCCUGGAACUGGACAAAGUAUGGAGUUGUUACUCCUGUCAAGAACCAAUUGACUUGCGGGAGCUGCUGGGCGUUCUCCGUGGCGGCGGCGGUGGAGAGCAUCAACAUGAUCAGGACAGGGAACCUGCUGACGCUGUCAGAACAGCAGAUUCUCGACUGCUCCGGCGCCGGCGACUGCAACGGCGGGUACCCAUACGAUGCAUUCGACUACGUCAUCAAGACAGGCAUAUCUUUGGACAAUCGGGGAAAUCCUCCGUAUUAUCCUCCUUACGAGAACCAGAAGCAGAAAUGCAGAUUCGACCCUAGGAAGCCUCCAUUUGUGAAGAUCGACGGCGAGUGCUUGGUGCCGUCCGGCAACGAGACAGCUCUGAAGCUGGCAGUGUUAAGUCAGCCCGUGUCCGUCGUCAUCACAAUCAGCGAUGAGUUCCGCUCCUACCGCGGGGGUGUUUUCCGCGGACCCUGCGGAAGUAAUCCGAAUGUGGAUAACCAUGUGGUACUGGUGGUGGGGUAUGGAGUGACGACGGACAACAUAAAAUACUGGAUCAUCAAGAACUCUUGGGGUAAAACAUGGGGGGAGUACGGUUAUAUCCGCAUGGAGCGGGAUAUCCUCAACAAGAAUGGUAUCUGUGGCAUUACCACCUGGGCAAUCUGCCCGUUGAAGAACAAGCCCAGACUCGCCUCUGCCGAUGCUGCUGCUGCUGUUGCUGCCUACUGAUACCUAUAGUCAGCCACAUGCAUAAAACUCCAGAUUUUGUCGUGUACACGUGCAUGUACGCAUAGCAUAUAAUUAGUCAGUAAAUUAGUACUAGGUAUAUAUCUGCACGUGCGUUUAGGCCAUCGGGGUUGAAUAAAUAUAAUGUACAAGACUUAUCUAGCAGCGUGUGCUGUAAUAUGUGUUGAUGUGCUUCGAAAAGCAAUAUAAAAGUCCAA